This is a messenger RNA of Arabidopsis thaliana (thale cress), 1176 nucleotides long. RefSeq lists its product as uncharacterized. The transcript is spliced from 6 exons. Bases 14 to 1003 code for a protein of 329 amino acids. The record is from RefSeq and is marked reviewed. NCBI's taxonomy places the organism in Eukaryota, Viridiplantae, Streptophyta, Magnoliopsida, Brassicales, Brassicaceae.
GAGAAGGAGAAAGAUGAGUCGCCGGGUGGAAUACACGUUAGCUCCUCCGCAGAGGAAUGAAUCUGACGGUUUUGAUUAUCCCGACGGUAUCCCAAUAUCAUACAAUCUUCAUAGGCUUCGUCACUUUGAGUGUGAAGGCAGUUAUCCCAAGUAUCCUUAUGGUUCUUUGGUCAAGUUUUAUGCAAUGGUGGGACUUCAUCGUUACAAUGUGUUGGAGGGGAAAAAUUUGCAGCUCGAUACCCUAAAGAGUUUCAACAUGAGAAUCAAUUGUGGUGCUUCUUCUUACUACAUUACUUUGGCUGCACGCGUUCCAGAUAGCGGUUUGAAGCAGAUCUUUCAGGUUCUAGUUCAUGAAGAGCGUCUUGGCAGUUUAGACAUGACAUGUACUAUCGCUAGACCUCGAGUGACUACCAAUGUGCCUUUUCUACGUCCGCACAGCGAAUCAGAGUAUGAUUAUAUGGACAAUGAUGAAUUGCCUGACUGGCCUUCAGAGAUUGCUUUCGAUGAUACAAAACGGUUUCAUCUGGUGAAGGAAUCAGAGUUGCGAGACAAUGAUUGGAUUCGACUCUAUUUGGAACUUACACUUGUUGCUCACGAUAGGUUUCUUACAGUUCACUAUCUCUCCCAGUUGGAGAUUGUGAAAGUUGCGAUUGAAGAAGUGGAGCAACCGAAUGCGAGUCUCAACACCAAAACUACAUUUGUCUACAUAACUUAUAAGGACUUGGCAAAGGCUCAGAUUGGUGAGCCGGUUGAUCGCAAAGCUAUUGUUAGAAAAAUCAUCAAUGAGACUACGGGACUCUUGAGACUCCGGGGUGAUUAUUGGAGUGGAGAAAGAAGUGUGAUCACUCCGGAGGAGGAAUAUAUGCUUCUCCAUGGCGGAGAAAAAGUUCGAAACAAUGAGCAGCGUUCUAAAAAACUUAAGCGUCGUGUAGGUGUUCAUAGGCUAUGGCGAUGGUGGUACCAGGCUUACAAAAACCGUGGCCUCCGCUCGUCGUCUUAUUAAGUAAUGAAUGUGGAUAAGCUGCAUAACUAUUAUUAAUGGUCUCUGACUAAGUUAUUUUGUGCGUUUGGACUGUUUAUGUGGAUUUGUUUUUUUGCGGUUUGUGUAAGUUAUAAGGGUGUACUGUUCUCAACAUCUGAACACUAAUGUUUAGUUUAAUCGUGCUUGGUUUUGUC